UGUUCGCGGGUCAUGUGAUCAGCGCGCGCUGUGUGUUGUGCUGCUGAAGAUGGCGUGCUGUGGAGGAUGUUUGUGUUGUCAGUGCUGUUGUAAUGAAGGAGAAACCAGAACACCAGAAGAGCUGACGAUACUGGGUGAAACUAGAGAAGAAGAUGAGGAGAUUUUACCCAGAAAAGACUAUGAGAGUUUGGAUUAUGACCGCUGUAUUAAUGAGCCAUAUUUGGAGGUGUUGGAGGGGUUGGAUAAUAAGAAAGCUGGCAGGUAUGAAGCCAUAAAGUGGAUUUUAGUCUUUGCAAUUGGAGUAUCGACAGGACUGACUGGCCUGGUUGUGGAUUUCUUUGUGCGUCUCUUCACUCAGAUUAAGUUCAGUUUGGUUGGAGGAUCUGUGGAGGAGUGCAGUGAGAACGGCUGUCUGGCUCUGUCUUUAAUCGAGCUGCUCGCUCUCAAUAUGGUGUUCAUAUUCAUCUCCAGCGUUCUGGUGCUCAUUGAGCCUGUGGCGGCCGGGUCUGGUAUCCCAGAAAUUAAAAGUUACCUGAACGGAGUGAAGAUUCCAGGUAUUGUGCGGUUGCGGACGUUCAUUUGUAAGGUGACGGGAGUGCUGUUUGCUGUUGCUGGAGGGUUGUUUGUAGGUAAAGAGGGACCAAUGAUCCACAGUGGAGCGAUACUGGGGGCGGGGCUUCCUCAGUUUCAGAGCAUUACCUUCAAGAAGAUCCGCUUUCACAUUCCUUACUUCCGCAGUGACCGGGACAAGAGGGAUUUUGUCUCGGCAGGGGCGGCGGCCGGGGUGGCGGCUGCUUUCGGGGCACCAAUAGGAGGCACACUUUUCAGUCUGGAGGAGGGAUCGUCUUUUUGGAACCAAGCUCUCACAUGGAAAGUGUUGUUUUGCUCCAUGUCUGCCACUUUUACACUCAACUUCUUUCGUUCUGGGAUUAACUUCAGUAAAUGGGGUUCAUUCCAGCUGCCCGGCCUGCUCAACUUUGGAGAGUUUAAGUGUCCAGACGGAGAUAAGACGUGUCAUUUGUGGACGGCAGUAGAUUUGGCAUUUUUUGUACUAAUGGGAGUGGCUGGAGGUCUGCUUGGUGCUCUCUUCAACUGCAUCAACCAACGCCUUGCAAAAUACCGCAUGAGAAAUGUUCAUCCCAAAGCAAGAUUCAUCAGGGUGUUGGAGAGUCUCUUGGUCUGUAUGGUCACCACUCUUGUCAUCUUCAUGUCCUCAAUGACUCUCGGGGAGUGUCGAGAUUUAGUCUCCACUACAACUAAUACAACAUCACAGGGGUCUGUAAAUGAAGAGGACAACUCAACCAUACGCCGCUUCUUCUGCUAUAACAACACAUAUAAUGACAUGGCCACUCUGUUCUUCAACCCUCAGGAGGUGGCCAUCCAUCAGCUCUUCCAUCAGAAUGCUACGUUCAGUCCGGUCACUCUCUCGCUCUUCUUUGUGUUGUAUUUUAUCUUGAGCUGUUGGACAUACGGCGUGUCCGUCCCCAGCGGUCUGUUUGUACCGUCUCUUCUCUGUGGAGCGUCACUCGGCCGCUUGGUGGCCAACAUCCUCAAAAUAAAUUUCCAUAUGCAAAUAUAUUCAGGCACAUUUGCUUUGAUUGGAGCAGCUGCUUUCCUAGGAGGCGUGGUCAGAAUGACAAUUAGCCUGACGGUCAUUCUGAUCGAAUCCACCAACGAGAUCACUUAUGGACUUCCCAUUAUGAUAACACUGAUGGUGGCCAAAUGGACCGGAGAUUUCUUCAAUAAGGGGAUUUAUGAUAUUCACAUUCACCUGAAAGGAGUCCCGCUGCUGGAGUGGGAAACUGAAGUGGAGAUGGACAGAUUGACAGCCAGUGAUAUUAUGGAGCCCAACCUGACGUACGUGUAUCCUCACACCCGUAUUCAGUCACUGGUGAGCAUCCUGAGGACAACGGUCUAUCACGCCUUCCCUGUCGUCACUGAGAAUCGAGACAAUGAGAAGGACUUCAUGAAGGGAAACAUACUCAUAAGCAACAAUAUCAAAUUCAAGAAAAGCAGUGUGUUGACCCGGGCGGGCGAGCAGAGGAGGAGGUGUCAGUCGAUGAAUUCAUACCCAUCUAGUGAACUCCGUAACGUUUGUGAUGAGCGGGUGAGCGAGGAACCGGCCGAGGAGGGACAGGACAUCCUUCAGCAGAUGCUGGAGAGAAGAUAUGUGCCCUACCCGAAUCUGUACCCUGACCAGUCUCCCAGUGAAGAGUGGACCAUGGAGGAGAGGUUCCGCCCACUGACCUUUCACGGGCUUAUCCUGCGCUCACAGCUGGUUAAUUUACUGAUCCGUGGUGUCUGCUAUGCCGAGAACCAGUCGAGUGCCUCUCAACCACGGCUCUCUUAUUCAGAGAUGACAGAAGACUACCCACGAUUCCCUGACAUUCACGAUCUUGACCUGGCCCUUCUCAAUCCACGCAUGAUUGUGGAUGUGACUCCGUACAUGAACCCCAGUCCAUAUACAGUAUCUCCGAACACGCGCGUCUCUCAGGUGUUUAAUCUCUUCAGGACCAUGGGUCUCAGACAUUUACCUGUCGUCAAUGCAGUAGGAGAGAUUGUCGGGAUAAUCACCAGACAUAAUCUCACUCAUGAGUUUUUAGUGGCUAAACUCCGACAGCACUACAUCACAAUCUGAUCUGAUGUCGUGAUGUCACAGAUCUCACACACACGUAAGCCAUUCACAGUUUGGAUAUGGAUGAGUGAGGUUCAGUACCUCAUUAAUGAACUGCAUCCUCAUACUGACAUCAACCUCACUGCAGCACUUUUGACUUAUAAAAUGUUUUAUUUUACUGUGUCUGUGUAUUUUUGCACAAAGCGUGAUAUGAACCACUACAGAAGAGGACAUGCCUGGAAAUUAGACAUUAAAGAAAUUUUAGUGGACCCUUUUUUCAGAAAUCAUCUAUGAAAUUGUCAUAUUACAGGAUGUCUGUAAUGACCUGUGGAUUUUUUUUAAAGACGCAUUGUCCUAAUCGUAGUGUUAUGGGUUUCAUUUCCUCACAGGCGAGUCAUCAUGUCAAAAUCCUUAAAGGAGUAGUCUACUUUAAAGAUGGGGCCCAUUGACUUAUCAUAGUAUUUUUUUCCUACUAUGAAAAGUCAAUGGAACCGAUCUUUAAAGUGGACUACUCCUUUAAGAGUGAAAAAUUAAAAUCAUAAUAUUUGCCUAAUUAUUCUUUAUUCAACAUUUUCAUGAUAAUUAAUUACAUUUUCUUCCCAAAUGUUCUCCUUGCGUAAUAAAUAUUUGAUAUUUUAUUAUUCUUCACAUUGAUUGCAGUAAUGGAAAUGAAAUGUUUUUGCAUUACGAUAAAGAGAAUUUGGGAUUGAUAUCUGUUCAACUGUUAAAAUCUCACAAUGCAAAGAAAUCUUAAUAGUACUAAAAUUGACUUUUUUUCUUUAAGCAAAAACUAGUUUUCAUUUUCUUUUGAUUAUAGAGUGAAAUAUAAUGUUUAUUUAUAGUGGCAUUAACGUUGACAUGAGGAUUAUUUACAUUCCCUGAAUAUUUCCUGAAGUUUGUGUGUAGUAAUACACAUUUCCAGAAUCGGACUAAUGGGAUUUUGAGUACAGGGAUUUGUUAUAUGCAGGCUUGUUUUUGUAAUGUAACAUUCAGUCAUAGUUUUGAUAUCAUAAUGGUUUUAUUUGGCCUUUGUGGUUUCAGAGUAAAACAGUAUUAGCAGAAAUGAUGGCACAUUUGUAGACUAAGAGUUCAUUAUAUUUCUUUUGUUCAUUUUUUUAUUAUUUGAUUAUUUAAGCAAUUUCACUGUGAUUUCUCAUGUACAGUAUAUGUUGAAAACGUUUUUAAUUUAAAAUACUUUGUUGCCUCUGUAUAUUGCAGUUCUUUUAUUGUGAUGAAAAAAACUGUUUUUUUAUAUGUAUGUUCUCUAACAUACACUUUAUUUUUUUUUAAGCUUUUGUCGAUGUACUGGUUUAAAAGCCUCAUGUAAGCAAACUUUGUUCAAAUCAUAUACAAUAUCAAACCUGUAUGUAAUCUGUUAUUUUGAAGGUUAUCCUUUAAAUGCAGUUGAAUUAAAACACUUGAAGGAUUUCAUUGAA
This is a messenger RNA of Paramisgurnus dabryanus, 4050 nucleotides long. It is a transcript of the gene clcn6, whose product is annotated as chloride channel 6. Lineage: Eukaryota; Metazoa; Chordata; Actinopteri; Cypriniformes; Cobitidae. Gene Ontology annotation, biological process: transmembrane transport; chloride transport. Gene Ontology annotation, cellular component: intracellular membrane-bounded organelle; lysosomal membrane. Gene Ontology annotation, molecular function: voltage-gated chloride channel activity. The record is from RefSeq and is a predicted model, not a curated record.